Messenger RNA from Bursaphelenchus okinawaensis, 1479 nucleotides. Lineage: Eukaryota; Metazoa; Nematoda; Chromadorea; Rhabditida; Aphelenchoididae. The record is from the annotation of a GenBank genome assembly.
AUGCUUAAACUACAGUAUCUACUGUUGAUACUCCUAUUUCAUAACGCGUACUGUGAAGGUGAAUUGAGAGAAAGUUCUGGAGAAGAACCUCAACUACCCAAAAGCUCGAGAACAAAAUGUAACAGAAGAUGGCUAGGAGGCUCAAGAACGUUUUCGCCCAACAGCGUAGAUGAUGAUGACACACAGUAUUCCAAACGGUAAGAAUUUAUUUCAAAUCUACAAGUUUUUAGCACUUCUCCUUCCCACCCCAUUGUAGCAGCUUUUGAAUAAAACAUCAAUGAGAAGGCUUGAUAGAUGUUUUAAAAUACUUACUGGUAAUUUUUUAAAACUAGCAUAACAUUUUUAGAACAGCUCAUCAAGACGCAUAUUUAUGGCCAAGCUUAAGCGACAGAGACAAAAACGUUAUUCGAGAUGCUUUCCACCAAAUCUCUAGACGCACAUGUAUCAAGUAAGACUACAGUAAAGAGUUUAAAACUCUUUUUAUUUUUAAAUAAAAAGACGUUAGAAUUGUAAAAAGAUAAUGUAAUGUGAAAAUCAAUUUUUACAGCGUAGUUUUCUACACCACAAACACAAUACAAUAAUUUUUUUUACAAAAUUAAAAUUCUAGGUUUGAGGAGCUCGAAUACAAACCUUGGUACCACGCUGACAGAUGGCAAGAAGACAAGCCUUACGUCGUCAUUAAAAAGAGCAAAAAGUUCAGCGGUAAGUCCUUUUCUUUUCCGGACGAGACUAAAACUUUUUUUUGUAUACUAUAUUAUAAUAGAGUAUCUGGACUCUUACAAUAAUUUAAAAUCCCCAUUUUCUUUUAGUGUAUAACAAUAAUUGUUAAAACCUCUGAUUCCAGGCUACACAGACAACAACAUUGAAGACGUGACUCAACGUUCCUUGAUAUACCUCUCCGAGAAAGCUCUAAACGAACCAAACUUUAACAACUCACGUGGCAUGGUGAUGGAACAACUGCUUCGUUACAUGGGUUACCGUGAAGAAUAUCUUCGUCCGGAUGCCGCUUCUUAUAUUCAGCCUCAGAAGAAGAUCAAGAUCAAAAAAGCAAUACCAUCGUAUUCGGAAGAGCAAUUGCAGUGGCCGUUUGAUCCUGAAAGUAUCACGAUACCAUCACAAGCACGUAAUUGGUACGGCUUGACAUUGUACUGUAAUGGACGAGAGAACAAGGAUAUUGGCAAUGGGCAGAGGGCCGGGCUGCUUACGCGGUAAGUUGAAUCUUUCAAGAGGGUCAUAAUCACUGUUGACACAAAGCUACCAAGCUAAAAUUGUAAAAUCAUCACCAUAAAAUCAUCAAAAUUAUAAAACAAAAAGCAUAGUAAUGCUAACCUACGUGUUCAUAAUUUAAAUUCCAAUUUCAGAUGGGAUGCAGUAAAAUUGAACAGCAUGUAUUGUCCUCAUAGAGUUGGUUUUGCUGAUCCCACAAGAGGUCCGUGCGUGGUAAAACGAAAAAACAAAAGAAAACAAGAAUUUGCCUAA